This is a messenger RNA of Paramecium tetraurelia, 852 nucleotides long. RefSeq lists its product as uncharacterized. NCBI's taxonomy places the organism in Eukaryota, Ciliophora, Oligohymenophorea, Peniculida, Parameciidae. The transcript is spliced from 4 exons. The record is from RefSeq and is a predicted model, not a curated record.
AUGAUGUUUCCAGAAUAUUAUGAAAUCGACAUUUCUUGCUUUGAGGUAAAAUCUUAAACUUCUUUAGCCUAAAAUACCUCUACUUUAGACCUUUUUGAAUUGUUAACAAUAAAAUUUCUAAACAUGUUAGGAAAUAGCAAGGAUUAUAAAUUUUUCUUACCCACUUUGAAUAAAUAUGUAAGCAUUAAUGGAACGACAUUAAACAGAAUUUUGGGAAAUAAUAAAAAAUGUGUAUUUGAAUUGAAGCAAAUUCUUAAAUACCUAAUAGAUAUAUUAAUAGAUAAUAACGAAUUAUUUAUUUUAGACGGUAAGACUUAUAACCAACAAGUGAAUAAACUUUAAAUGAAUAAAAAAAAUUAAUUUGAGAAAAAGGAAAUUUUUAUAUAACACUUGUUAUUAGUUUGUUAAUAAAUAUAUUUAUAAUAAGAAAUUCGUUCAAAAUCAGUUGAGGAAUAAAUUGAUAUAUUAAAUAAAGAACUUAAAUAAUUAGAUAAUAAUAAGAAUCUUACAAAUAAUUAAAAAUAGUAUCUUUAACAUUAAUAUUAAUAAUAACUAAUUACAAAAUUAAAAGAUUAUGGCAAAACUAAAUCAAUCCCUCAUGUGAAUUAGAAUAUUGAUGUCUCAAAUCCUGAAUUGGCACUUUUUGUUUUAAAAGAAUCAUUAUUGAGAGACAAAAUCUAGAAUUAUUAGUAACAAGUAAAAAAUAUUCCUUUGGAUUUGAUUCAAUAAUUGGAUAUUAUGGCUAAGAUUAAUCUUGUUUAAAAAUAAGAAAUACAAAUCUUGAUUAUGAUAAAAUUGUUAAUGAUUAACAAUUAUUUAAAAGCUAUCAAGUUCACUCAAUAUUUCAACUGA